GAACUGGAAUUACACCAAUGAUUCAGUUAAUAAAAUAUCAUUUAAAACAUUAUAAUUUUAACAAUAAUAAUAGUAAAUUAUCAAUGCAUUUAAUAUAUGCCAAUAAAUCUGUUGAUGAUUCAAUAGUAAAUUUAAAAGAUUGCUAUUAUCAUUCACUUAAUAACAAUAAUACUAAUGAUAACACAAAUAUUGAUGAUGUAUUGAUAAGGAAAUCAGGGUUGGAAGGAAAAGUUGAUAAGGAUAUUUUAGAAAAUUGGUUCAAAAAUACAAUUAUUAAUGAAAAGGAAAUAGAACAAAAGGUGGGGAGGGGAUGGGAGAGUGGAAAAGAGACAUUUACAGGAGAUUUAUCAAAAAACCCAUUAGAUAAUUACAAUAACGAUUCAUCCUUUGGCUUACAAUCAUCUUCAUCCUCUUUAUCAAUUUCAUCAAUUCCAUCACUUUCAUCACCUUCACCAGCAGCAGCAGUAGAAGCAUUGUCAUCUGUUCAACCAACAGCAACAGCAACAUCAUCAAAUUUCUUGAAACAAUCAAGUUUCUCAUUGAAUAGAAAAAUUCAUAAGCCACCCCCAAGAUUAAAUUUAGUCACUGAUAUUUACAAUUGUAAUAAUGAUAAUGAUAAUAAUUUACAAAAAGUUCAGAUGGAGGGAAGAUUUGAUUCCAUAAGUAGUAGACCUAAUAGUAAAAUUUUUGUGUGUGGACCAAUUAAUAUGAUGAUUUCAAUUGAUCAAAUAUUACAUGAUAUGAAUUUUAAUGAAAAUGAUUAUAUUCUAUUAAUAUGA
Messenger RNA from Entrophospora candida, 779 nucleotides. The record is from the annotation of a GenBank genome assembly. Lineage: Eukaryota; Fungi; Glomeromycota; Glomeromycetes; Entrophosporales; Entrophosporaceae.